Molecule: messenger RNA, 729 nt
Organism: Protopolystoma xenopodis
Lineage: Eukaryota; Metazoa; Platyhelminthes; Monogenea; Polystomatidea; Polystomatidae
Source: the annotation of a GenBank genome assembly
AUGCAUCGUCGCUCUGCUUCCCCGAGCGUUUCUUCGUUGUUUCCUUCCCCUACUUCUGGCAAUGUACUUGAAAGAGGUCAUCUAUUUGCCGGUGAACAAACCACUAUGGCUCGACCACCGACUGAGUCUUUGAAAGAACAUAACACCGGCAUUCGACGAAAGUCCAGCCCUAGUAUUCUUAAACGUUUAUCAGGUUCCCCUUCCGGUAUAGGCUUAGGGUUUGGGGGGUCACGUAAGAAAAAGAAAAAGCAACAGCAAUUGCAAUCGGAAUUGAGUCAGAACCAGCUUAUUAUACAACAAGCCCCACAAAGGCCUACACAGACAACUCAAGAAGCUAGUCCUCGAGCUCAGCCUCUUAUUGGGCAAACUUUAUCUUUGACGGGCUUACAGACUCACAUCCGGUCGGGAACCCCUCAUACAAUUACCGUUGGUGCAAAGACGACCACUGGGACGUUCAGUAGCCUAAUAACAGUUCCCAUCAAUGUCACUGAUACAGGCGUAGAAGAGUUAGCAUUUGGAGCUAAUAAAGAGGAAUGUAAUAUAAAACAAGCCCGUCAGAAUAUCUCCUCAGGAAAAGUGAAAGCUGCGACAGCCCUUGGUUUCUCAAUAUUGAGUGCUCGAGGUCGCUUGAUUUCAGUAGCCUCCACACCAUCUGUCCAUCUGGCUGUGAUACAAGACAAAGAGUCCGGGAGCACACAACCUGGAGUUAAGAUGCGCAGGGUGAGCUAA